GCUACCCCCAGCGAUGCCGGAUUCAUGAUGUCCGACGCCCCCUCGAGGGCUGCCGCAACUCCCCGGCGAAACUUUGGCUUCCCCUCGUCCUCUGCAUCUCGACCGCGAGGCCCGCCCUCGGAGAACCUGGGAGCGCCCAGUGAAGAUGGCUUCGCCGAUGAUCAAGUCCCGCGGAGCUCCAGAAUUCCCAAUACCGCCGAGAUCUCACGCGUGGAGGAUCGAAUUGGCUUGCUGGUUCAGGAACACUUCGAGUCCUUCAUCGAGAACUUCGCCGAAGGCCCUCUGAGCGCUCCCACCCCAAGCGCCCCGACCCCGAGUGCUGUCACCACGGACAAGUACUACGUCGCCCAGAUCAAGGGUAUGCGCACAUACUCGCUAUCCACUUUCUAUGUCGACUAUAAGCAUCUCGCUGCUUAUGAGAAUGGUUCCUUGGCCGAUGGUGUGAUGCGCCAGUACUAUCGAUUCCUUCCCUUCCUCACUGCCGCCUUGCACAACAUGAUCGCCAAGCACGAGCCCAUAUACUUCCGCGAGCAUCGCCAGCCCACCGCUUCGAGCAACCUCACCACCUCGGCCGCCAGCCAUCUUGGCUCUGCCAGUCAAUCCGAGUCAUCCCAUCGCAAGAAUGAGCACCAACAGACCGACAGGCUCUUCUCUAUCGCCUUCUACAACCUGCCAUUGGUGUCAAGGGUGCGUUCCCUCCGAGCCGCCAACAUUGGCCAGCUCCUCUCCAUCUCUGGUACCGUCACGCGAACAUCAGAGGUUCGUCCCGAGUUGUCUCUGGCCACAUUCGUGUGCGAAGCCUGUCGCACAGUGGUACCAAAUGUCGAACAGACAUUCAGAUACACGGAGCCUACACAAUGUCCCAAUACCACUUGUCAAAACCGCGUGGCCUGGCAGCUUGACAUUCGGCGCAGCACCUUUGUCGAUUGGCAAAAGGUUCGAAUCCAAGAGAACAGUUCUGAGAUUCCUACCGGCAGUAUGCCUCGAACCAUGGAUGUCAUUCUCCGUGGAGAAAUUGUCGACCGUGCGAAGGCUGGAGAGAAGUGCAUCUUCACUGGUGCCCUGAUCGUUGUCCCUGAUGUUAGCCAGCUUGGUCUUCCUGGUCUGCGACCAACCGCCGUCCGUGAUGAUCGCAACGCCCCAAGAGGCGCCGACGCUGGUGGAAGUGGAAUCAGUGGUCUCAAGGCCCUUGGUGUGCGUGACUUGACUUACCGUCUAGCCUUCCUUGCCUGCAUGGUGAACCCGGACAACUCUUCUACUGGUCAAUCUGCCGCCAGCGGUGUUGCCGAUGUUGUCAACGCCUUGACACAAAACAUUUCGAACGAGGGAGACCAGAGUGUUGAGGAUGCCCAGGCUGCUGUGCUGGCGUCCAUGAAUCCCUCCGAGAUUGAAGAUCUGCGAGCCAUGGUGCACGGUGAUCACAUCUACUCCCGCCUCGUCCAGUCCAUUGCACCCAUGGUCUAUGGACACGAGGUUGUCAAGAAGGGUCUGCUGCUCCAGCUCAUGUCGGGUGUUAGCAAGACCACGCCUGAGGGUAUGCAACUUCGAGGUGACAUCAACAUUUGUAUUGUUGGUGACCCUUCAACCUCCAAGUCCCAGUUCCUCAAGUACGUCUGCUCGUUUGCACCCCGAGCUGUCUACACCAGUGGAAAGGCCUCGUCUGCUGCCGGUCUCACAGCAGCAGUGGUCAAGGAUGAGGAAACUGGCGAGUUCACUAUCGAGGCUGGCGCUCUGAUGUUGGCGGACAAUGGUAUCUGCGCCAUUGACGAGUUUGACAAGAUGGACAUUGCAGACCAGGUUGCCAUUCACGAAGCCAUGGAACAGCAGACCAUCUCCAUCGCAAAGGCCGGUAUCCAAGCCACUCUCAACGCCCGAACGAGUAUCCUCGCUGCUGCUAACCCAGUUGGCGGUCGCUACAACCGAAAGACGACUCUCCGCUCCAAUAUUAACAUGUCGGCACCCAUCAUGUCCCGUUUUGAUCUGUUCUUUGUCGUCCUCGAUGAAUGUAACGAGCAGGUCGACCGUCAUCUCGCAGAGCACAUUGUCGGCAUCCACCAACUCCGUGACGAAGCUGUCGAGCCCGAGUUCAGCACUGAGCAGCUCCAGCGAUACAUCCGCUUCUCCAAGACCUUCCGCCCCGAGCUUACUGAUGAGGCUAAGGAUGUGCUGGUCGAGAAGUACAAGGAUCUCCGAGCAGAUGAUGCUCAAGGUGGCGUUGGCAAGAACUCGUACCGUAUCACCGUUCGUCAGCUAGAGAGUAUGAUCCGUCUCUCUGAGGCCAUUGCCAAGGUGAACUGUGUGGAGGAAAUCAGCCCUGACAUGGUCGUUGAGGCAUACAACCUCCUCCGACAGAGUAUCAUCUCGGUUGAGCACGACGAUGUCGAGAUGUACGAUGAGGAGCCCCAGGAAGACAGCGAGACUCUUCUUCGGGCUGCUGAUGCUGCCUCUGGCCGUGACCAGGAGGGUGAUGCACCGAUGGUAGAGGAGGAACAGGAGCCUGAGCGUAGCAGCGUCGCACCCGAGAAGCGGAAGCUCACCAUCACGUACGACAACUACAUCAAGAUGGUCAACAUCUUUAUCCAGCGAGUUAAUGAUGAUGAGAGUGGCACUGGUGAGGGUGUGAAUGGCGAGGAGUUGGUGAAUUGGUAUCUUGAGCAGAAGGAGAGUGAGCUCGAUGGUGAGGAAGACUACCACCGCGAGAAGGCUCUGGCAAACAUGGUUCUCAAGAAGAUGGUCAAGGAAAAUAUUCUCAUGGCUCUUCGUGGCGAGGGUCUCACAGACGGCGAGGCAAGCUCUGCGUCAGCCGCCCAGGUCAUCUAUGUUCUCCACCCCAACUGUGCUGUUGAGGAGUUUUAG
Messenger RNA from Fusarium vanettenii 77-13-4, 2856 nucleotides. RefSeq lists its product as uncharacterized. Gene Ontology annotation, molecular function: single-stranded 3'-5' DNA helicase activity; ATP binding; single-stranded DNA binding. Gene Ontology annotation, cellular component: MCM complex; nucleus. Lineage: Eukaryota; Fungi; Ascomycota; Sordariomycetes; Hypocreales; Nectriaceae. Gene Ontology annotation, biological process: double-strand break repair via break-induced replication; mitotic DNA replication; DNA replication initiation. The transcript has 3 exons. The annotation marks the transcript as partial. The record is from RefSeq and is a predicted model, not a curated record.